UUAUAUUUGCACGCGAUAUUUUUUAUUCUCAAAUAGGAGAUGUUCGUGAAUAAUGUAGAGUUCCAUUCAAAUCAAUUUAGCUAGGAAAUUGAAGAAUAUAUAUCAGAAUUGAGUCUAUUAAGAAAUUGAAACAUAAGGAAUGGCUGCAUCGCGACGUGUCGCAUGACAUCAUAUGCUGUUGAUUAUUGUGCGCUCAAUUACAUCGAUUUAGUUUUCCUCUCACGACUUAUCGUUUCGCAGGGAUGACCGAACCGCACGGUCAUUUGGGCUUAGCGAACCUACGAACCCGAGCUUAUUACACAAUGCGGACACUCACAUAUAACACACACACACACACACACACACAUAUACAUACACUUAUCUACGUUUUGUCAGUAGUGCUCGAGUGAAUACAGUAAAAUGUAAUAAAUUAUUGAAGUGAAAGAAACGAAGAAAAACCAAAAUAAUUGGGAAUGUAAAAGUUAAUUUGUGUUAAGAAAUUCUAUUGUGCGUUAUUAGAAAGUUUACAAGAACUUGAAGGACAAAAUAAAUGCAAAAUAUGUGCGAGUGUAUGAGGAAACAGAUCAAAGAGGAAAAAGGCCUGGGAAGCGUCGGGCGACGGCGGAGCAACCAUUGAAUUGACGUCAUAUCGUAACUCCGCUGCUGCGCUACUGUCUGGUGAGUGCUGCAUUAUUUUAAUUUAAUGUAAUAAAGUAAAAGGAUAUUAUCUUUGGACAAGAAUGUCAUACAUAAAUGUCUAUAAUUUGGGUCCAUUAUUUUAAAAUAGAAAAAUUACUAUAAAUUAGUAAUUAUAAAAAAAAUUAAAAUGAUUAGAUAAACUCGCGAACAUGAUUAAAAGUUGAAAAUAUUUUAUAGAGAAACCCCAAGUUUACUAAAAAUAAAAGUAUACAUAUUGUAUGUUUUCGUAAUUAUAAUUGAACAAGUAAAAGCAGCUUUGCAAUGUGUUUUAUUAUCUAAAGUUGGUUUAAUAUCAAGAACAAACACGCGUAUUUUUUUGUUUUCAUGCCUCGACAAAGCGUUGUACAAGUUGUACAAGAGAGCUGUAUGUAAGUUUCGAAAAGUAAUAAAACGAUCGAUAUCGUCACAAUUAUCUCACGGCCCGCUCUUGCACGUUAAUCUUGCGCGAUAAUUAGCGCACACGUGUCGCAAACGCGCCCAACACGGACUGCAUUUUAAAUAACGGGAUACCGCAAAACGUGACGGGGAUGUCACAGUCGAAAUUUUAAUAACGGUUAAUGACGAUUGCCGGAAGAGAGAGAGAGACACACCGCAGCGCCGGCGCGGCGGGCGGAUUCGCGAAUUAAAGCCUUUGCGUGUAUCAGCGCACGGGCGGGCAAUUUGUCACUUAUCUCAUACAUUUUAUCUAACUGAGGCAUAAAUCUGACGUUGAACCGUCAGGAUAUUCGUACUGCCGCGUUCCUUCAAGUGGUUCACUCGAAAAUUACAGCCGGCAUUCCGUUUUUUACGUAUACGUCCCGCGCCAACGACAUCCUUCUUCGUUCGCCUCUUCUACAUUUCCGUCGUGUCCCCUGCCCGAGCGCGAUUCGCACGCGCGAUUUCGCAAGUUAAUCCCCUAAAAAUGUCACGCGAAACGGUAACGUUAUUCGUUUGUUUUUCCCGUGAAGAAAAACUUUAGCAAUAAAGCGAGAUGCGCGAUAAUUGGACUAUCGGCGCGAUUAACACGGGUAGUUAGCACGUAAUAUAGUGCAAGACGCCGAGCGAGUCGCGAUAAUAUCAUCUCGCGACGCGAAGCGGGAGAUUUAAUGAAGAUACAACAGGUAGGCGGACAAGCGAACGAGAUUAACCGGCGGCGCGUAAUGAAUUUUCGACGACGGUAAACGUAUCCUCCUUCCGUUGCCCGUCUCCUCAAUCAUGUUUCGAAAAUUAACGGUCCGCCACGGGGUGGGGACCGAAGGGCGGAAAAGAGACGGCGGACAAAAGAGAAGAAAAGAUAAGACGAAAUUUGAAAAAAAGGAAGAAGAACUACAACGAGAGCAGGUCGCGUUAACUUGCGCUCCCGACGAUGACAAAUAGCCGCGUCCUCCCAUUGCGAGAGCCGGAGCUAAGGGAAAAAGGACAACCGAGCGGAGGAGAAGAAGAAGAAAAAAGAAGGAGGAGGAGGAGGAUAAGGAGAAGGGACACCUUGGCCGCAGGGUUUCGAUGUGGGACACGAAUUUGCACUCGACGCGGAACGAAAAUAAAAACGCGCUGGUGCGGUGGACUCGUUAUAUUGUGCAUAAAUCUCCAAGAUUACUCGGGAUUUAUGACUGUCUCCUUUCCCAUCGUCCUGCGACCUCUGAACCUCCCGCUUCUUUCCAUCCGCGUCCGCGUCCGCGAACGUAAGUCUUCGUGUCACAGAUGUGUCUCUUUAAGCGACUCGCGACGUCUAUUAAUUUAUAAAGCAUCCGCCAGGCGUUAAUACCGAUAUUAUCGGUCGCGAGUUAUAAGAUCGUAGAUUAGAAGCAACAGAAAAACGCAACGUGGUCAAUCAUAUAAGGCCUUUCAAAUAUUAUCAAAUAUUUUUUUUUUUUUUUUCAAGAUCGCUCGCUUCCCUGCGAUCGUUGUCAUUGCUUUUCUUUAAGUUGCCUACCUUUUUAACUUCCCCCGGCGAUAAUAUAUACGUCUUCGGGCUGCCGCAGUUCUGUUUCGCGCGUCCGCUGAUCGUUCGCCAGGUUUGAUCGGCGCAACCGUGACUGAACGUCACCCAUCAUGGUAGGAGACUCGCGGUGCGCGAACGGUGUUUUACCAACCUGAUAUUUCUCGCGCGGAACCCCACACAAAUUAAGAUACGCCGCGUCGUCGCGGCACGCUCGACGGGCUUGCACCGUUACCUCUCCCGGAGAGAGACCGCCUACCAAAGACACGUUCAGCCGCGGCAAUGAGCGUAAAUCGUGGCCGCGACCGAUAUCGCCCGGGUUUCUUACUCUUUCCCUUUAAUUCGCGCUUCCUUCCUCAGCCUCACGCCCACGUGCAGGGUGACUGUACCAUUGUGUUCGGGCGUGCUUAAAAUUCGGCCGAGCGGAAUGGCAUUCGGGCGUUAUCAGCGCGGCGAGAUUCGCGCGACACUUUGCACGUCUCGCUAAUUCCGGCGAGAGGACCAGACGCGGUAUUUCCCUUCUCGGGAAUAAACGGCGUAACUGUUCGCGCGGUUUUAAUCGGGGUUGCACUUCGCGAAAAAGAAGAGCGACCGAUUACCCAUUAAUUACCUUCCGGGUGGCCGACAGGCGAUUUUUGCCAAUAUUCGCUUUCUCUACCAACGAGAGCGUCGACCAGCGAUCUGCAUAGCCGGUUAAACGAAUGAAAACCGUACCUCUAAUUGCACGCCGGGUGGGCCCAUCCGAUCGUAUACUCUGUUGAAUAUUGACGCUUCUACCUCGUCCCCGUCCCGCCAAUGAAAUCGCUGUCCGUGGAAUUCGAUUUUAUGUCAAUAUUCAUAAGCGCGUGGCCGCGAUCGAAAGACUCGGGGGAGGGAGAGGGAGAUGUUAAAAUGCACAUGAAAUUAUCAGUGGGGUGUUGUACUACGUUGUAAUUAUUCUGAAGUUUUAUUGUAAUAUCGAAAAUCUCGUAAACGACGUGUUGCAAUGACACGUCUUUGAGCGAGUCUGAUUACGGUGUUUUUUGGGGGUAGAUUUUUCUAGUAGGAGGCUCAAAGAAUCUUUCCUUUUAAGAUAAUGCGGAUAAUCAAUUUUCAUUAUUCAUUCAGGAUGUUUUGUAACGUGUGGGCAUAACUUCCAAGAUGAAUUCAGAACACAAAAAUAAUACGAGAAGUUUAUGUUCAUUACCGGUCAAUUCGCCUUACAGUUGUUGAAACAUGAAUAAUUUUAUUAACUGUAAAAGAAAAAAUGAUGUAAAAUAUUUAUCAUUUUUAUUAUACUAGAGUGUUUAUUACCAGGAAAAUUUGAAUUGACUUAUAAUACAUAUUUGAUGACAAACUUUGACAAAAGCAAUUUUUUGUGUCUUGAAUUUUUGAAGUCAUGCCUACAUAUUAUAAAGAGAAUUUAUUUAACAUUAUAACUAAGUUACACUUAUUCGUUGAGGGUAAAAAGAAUAAAACCAUUUAAAAUAUAUGUAAUAAGUGUAACGUAGAUCUUAUAACGAAAUCUUCUCGUUACACUUAUUACGUAUGGCCGCAAUUAGUAUGAAAUCACCGUCGCAUUUUUUAUUAAUGCGCUGGACUGUUUCUUCGUGGACACUGCGAGGAAUUUCGGCAGGUGACUUACGGGCUAUUGCUGCCCCGUAAUAUUAAAGUUCGUUUCGUUUUUUACGCGCGUCGGCAUUUUACGCUUACGCUUUCAGCCCGGAGAGAUCCGUCGGCAUUUAUUCGGCAUAUUAUGCGAGCCGGCGAAGUUGUCAAUAAUUCAGAAUUUUAGAUACGCUCACGCAAAGAUAUGCCUUGUCAUAAAGCGAGCGAAAUCUUUUACAGGUGACACUCUUUUCACGUUUUAAACGAGCGAGAUCCAAAUGAGAUCCAUGUCGCUCAGCAAUAAUCAACGAGACCGGAAUUUUCGAUUGAGAAUCAAGAUUUAAUAUAUUAGUUUGAUUUAGAUAUGAAAGGAUAGAUUAGAUUUAAAAGAUAGAAGAAUCCUCUAGGUAGGAUUUGAUGAGAAUACUCCGUUUCGUUCUAUAAAUCUAAUAAAUUGUUCGUAAAAUCGUGUUCUGCGCAGUCAGUUAUUCGUUGUUCGCCGUUCAAUCCGAUCGCGAUGGUCUUUAAUGAACCGAUUCGAUGAAAACUGGGUUCGACUGCGUGCACCAGUGAACACGUGACGGUCCGUGAAAGACGACACCGCUGAUCGUGAAAAUCGUCACGACUGUCGUGUUUACUCCUUGGCUAGUCGCGCGGUCAAGAAGGUGAUACGAGCCGUGCGAAAGUCGACCUCCUUUCGAGUGUCCUGGAAACAAUAUAUAGCUUUGCAUAUUUCACUUCGACUUGAAAUUUGUCCGAUCGGCGGCCUCUCUUAAGUAUAACGACAGAAUUUUCAAUAUAAUUCUUCAGAACGACAGGUUUAACGUUCGGUGAUUUAACGCUACAUUUGGUUCCGUGUGUUCAACUCGGACGCGGUGCGCGUAACGCGCACCGGAAUAAGGAAGCACUUCCUCUUCCUCGCGCCAACCGGUCGCACCGGCGAACGAUCGUUGCCAGUCGCAAGUAGCAGGAAAGAGAAAGAGGCGGCUGCGUGUGCAAUAGCAGUUAGAUGGUCGUAGAACAAGAGGGACGCGCGACGGGGGAGGACGCGGCUCUUCAUCUCCUCCGCGAAGCGCGCGUGGAAGAGCGAAGGGAAAGAGCGGCGCGAGCGAGAGACGGCGGGACGUCGGAAGAGCGACGAGGAUGCGCUCGCCGCAAGGACGAAGACGGAGCGGCGAAGCGCCAGCGUGCCUCGUGUCGUAGGCUCCGACUUGUAUGCUCGCAGCCACAAACUACCCGACCACCAGGCAGCACGGAUCCACCACGAAACCUUACCUCACGUAGCGGCCUCUCCACGUUGCUCACCCCGCCGCGGGACGCUGCUUCGGAAUACGGUCCCCUUUCGUCCUUGCCGUCCCCUUUGUCGAGACCGAAAUUCGUGGAUUAAAGGACGGAUCUUUCGACGUGAGAGAGAGAGAGAGAGAGAGAGAGAGAGAGAGAAAGAUCCCGGAAGGAUAGAAAAUCUUAACGACAAUUUUUUAAAUUUUGUCUCUCGUGUCGCCGCUGGUACCGUUGGAGUAUGAAGAGGAAAUCUCUAGAGGGUUCGUCUGGAGACGCUGACAUUGAGCUUGCCGUGGCAUUGCGUGACGGAUUGGAUAAAAUAGCAAAUAGAGGAGGUCGAGUAUAGUGGUUCUAUUGGAGAUUACCUUCAUAUUGCCUAAUCGCCGUCACGUUGCCUAUUUCUAGCGAGAGAAGAAAUGUAUGAGCAAAAGGAGAGGCUACGUGUUAAAUUGUCAUAUUAAAUUUUUUCCAACAAGAAAGCAAUAAACGCGAAUUAAUUAAAUUUUCACGGAUUAAGAAUUUUACAAAUUUUACUGCUAUUUAAGAUAUUAAAAUUACACAUCGGUUUGUUUAAAUUUUUAUAAACAAGGACAGAAGAAAAGAAGAAAUAGUGCUUUCCGAAAGCAAGUGGCACCUGCUGUACGUCGCAAUGUCAUUCCGUCUUCGAUAGGAUUUGAUUACAGAUUUGUAGGCGAAUCUUCGAUUAAUCGAACACUACUCUUAAGUGAAGAACGUGUUGUUAUCAUUAUCGGAUAAUUCCUCAUUGAAAAGUGCAAGGUGCUAUCGAUUCUUUAUUUUUCAAUUCCAAAAACUAACAUAAACUUUGAUACAAAUACUUGAAAAUACCGUAAAUUUCGCGAUAUAAAAUGGUUUCUACAAUUUUACGAGUGCGUUGAGAUACCGUUAAUUAACUUGUCGGGCGUUUAAUAAUUAGUCGAAAAACAGUGACGAGGAACAGUGAAUUAAAUUCGAAAGUUAAUCGGCGACGGUGUGCGGCGCAGUUGUUAAAAUGCUGAUUCCGAGGAAAAUCUCCUACAUGCAUUAUCGUUCCUGACGAACGUCAUUCAUGUGCUGCGAUCAUCGAUCAUCUAGUUGCAGUGUCUACGACCACCGAUGAAACUUAUCGCAUGGCCUACUGUAUCCAGCUGAAAUAUAACAGAAUGCUGUGGGGAAGAUGCGUUCUCUAGCCCUCGUUCUCACGAGCUUCAACCUCCUGCAAGUCGUCAUUCGCUGUCAGGAAUUAUCGGUCAUCCGGCACUCCGAUGGAGAUAUUUUUACCAUCGAGGGUUCUUGCACGGAAGCCUGUACGGUGCUUAGCAGCGGCACCGCCAGUCCUUACUCCCGUGGUUCCUCGAGCGCGAGCCUACUUGUCCCGAACAGCUCCUGCACGUGCCAGUGUAACUUCGACUUGCCUAUCUUUCGAGAGGAUCUUCACAUAUGCGUCAACGACAUCCACGAGUGCAACGUUGCUGGAUUUGUCAACAGCAACGGCCACGUGGAGAGGGUUCCGUAUGUCUUUCUGCCACAGCGAGGGCAGAUAAUAUAUCCGCAUGCGGAGAUUCGCUUCGAAGGUGUGACCACUCCUGUAUGCGGGAUCGCCGGUGCCCAGCAAUUGGGGAGGGCGGGAUGGUCCGAACUGAGGAAUCUCUCCGACGCCGAGCCGCCCUUCAGACUCUUCCGAGACGAGGGCAGGACGUUCCUACAGUGGAUCGGCGAGGCUGGGCUGAGAGACGCAGCGGAAGGACGAGUCGUGACAGCGAAGCUUGUCUGUAGAGACGCAUCACCGAAGUCAACAUUCUCCGGCGUUUUCACGCCUUGCGUGGCUUUUAGAGUGGCCGGUUCGCCAUCAAAAAAUAGCGUGCGAGAAGUAAUGUUCUCGUCAACGUCCCAAGUAUCGCAAGGUCUAUCAGCUACGGAAUACACCGCCAUCGGUCUCUCCUCUAUAAUCUUGGCCCUCAUAUACGUGGCAAGCGUAUCGCUAUAUUUGCACAGCAGAAGGACGAAGAGGAAAUCCAUCGAGGAGGCGAACAUCACUCUCGACGGCAGUCGAGACGGCGGCGGAUUAGUGAAGAGUAAUCCGUUGUUGGCGGCCACGAGACACUUCGAGAGCGACACUAAUAGCGGACUCACCGAGAGUGAUUUAGGCGAGGAUCUUCCCGCGAGCGAUAACGAGCAAGGCUUCGAAAAUGUAACGUCCGCGAUCGUUCAUCCGCACUGCGUGUAUCUAGAGCAGUCGGAAGGGCCAUUUCCCGCGGGUGCCAUUCUAGGCGAGAGGCUACCGGAAGAGGAUGUACGAGUCGUGGAGACGGCUGACAAUCCGCAUCAACAAGAUGUACCGGUUCUUCCAGGUGCUCAGCGGAGGAAAUUGUACUUCAAUCCCGCGUACUUCGAUCGACAGCUAUUGCUGGCCCCACCUCCGGCUGCCAUCGAGUUCCUGCUCAAAAUCCGAGAAGUCAUCUCCAUUGCCAAGCACAAGAUGGCUGCAAAGAGAUUUGUUCCUACCCUUACCGGUAUUCCGGAAGAGGAGGGCAAUUCCGAGCGAUGCGAAUCGGCAAAGUCAAGCAAGCAUCAACAGAGAACGACCGCGAGCUCCGUCCAGGGCGGCUCGGUUGCGAAAUCGCGCAGGUCCCAACGGUGUACCGGAUGUCCCGGCUGCAGCGAGUCUCCACGACAGCUUCCCGCUCUGCCCGUACCCGACCUGCCCAGCCACGGUGAGAGCAAGGUACGCGCCUGGUUAGAAGACGUGCGGCCGCCGCAACGUCGCUGGAGGGACGCCGAGGACACGCGCAGGAACUUCCAGGAGAACGCUCGAACAUUUGCCAGAAAUCUGGAGUACCUGAAGGAGUUGGCCAGACGCGAUUUCGCCGAUCCGGACGAUUGUGCGAACCUAGUUGGCAAAUCGGUGUCGUCGUGGAAGGACAAUCCGCCGAUGUUGAGGACCUUCCAGAAUAUCGCCGCUAGGAGCGAGAUUCUGGAAAACGACGAUCGCCACAGCGUAUCCAGGCGGUCGACCAGGUCCAUGUACGAGGGAUCCGAAUAUAAUCGUUACGGCCGCGGCAAGCGAGCGAACGGUAGACCGUUCCAAUUCAACGGCGGCGACGACGCGAUAAACGCGAAAGUCCGCAAGGCCAUCGAGAAUUCCUUCAUCAAGCAGUUGGAGGAGAACGCGGCCAUGGAGAGCGAGACGAAGGAGAACGUAAAAGACGAUAGGAACAGCAAAAGCGAGGACGAGUCAGCGAAGACGGAGAGAUCGUCCAGCAAUACGGACAAAUCGGAGAAGUCGCGAUCUCAGCAGUCACAAAAUAGUCAUCCCGUGACGAAGAGAUCUAAGAAAUCGAAGGCACCAUGCGCGCCGCCUUUGAAGAAGAAGGAACUGCCGGAUAUGAUCAACGAACUACCCGGCGCGAAGAACACUGCGAAGCGAAUUAUGGACGCUGUGAUACGCGAGAUGGUGGAUGUGAAGGCAUUGGACCAUCAUCACGUUAAAUCGUCCGAGCGUACUGUAGCAAACGGCGAUUAUGAGGUGGACAGUUUGGAGCGUUCCAAGUGCAGCCGGAAAUCGUCGACGUCGCCGGAUCAAUCAUCGACGGACAAUCAAUCGAGCCCGGCCUUGUCCACGGCAUUGCCGAUGGAUGAGGAGCUGACGAUGCAAAAUGCCGUGAUCAACACGCGAACCGGCGAGAUGACGAUGUCGAAGCUCAGUAAUCAGAUUCUCGCCGAGAGGAAUUGCUACAAUAGUUUGCCGGAGCUAAUCAGCAGUCAGCGAUCAGAAACGUAUUCGCUGGUGAGCGAGGUCUACGUGAACGACGGUUACGCCAGUCCGGCCUGCAGCGACGACAGCGGUCCGGAGAUUCAAUAUGAACCGGAGAAUCCGGGUCAUUUGACCAUCAAGGUCCAAGACUCCCCGGAGAACUACGUGAAACUCGACGAGUCCGAAUACGAGCCGGAUACGUUGGACCGAAAACCGAUGAAGCUGCGGAUUAACGACGAUGUGCAAUAUGAUCGAAGGGAAAUUGCCAACGAGAUUUAUGUGGAUUCGUUGGAACGACCGGCUCAGAUUCUUCUUAGGAGCAGGGGUAGUUUCCGUGAUGAGAAUUCUACUUUACAACGCAAUGGUGGUAGUCUACGAGAAAUCUACGAGGCGAAGAUCAAGUCAAGCCUGAAGAAUUCACACUUGACGAACGGCCACGACUCCGAAUGUCAAAUGAACGGCGAGUCCGACGGCUCUCACUCGUGGAAGAAAUGCAGAUACCUGACGCCAGACAGCAGACAAGCGAAGAGACAACGACAGCCGCACAAUCAGCCGGACGUGGUGCCGUUGCCGCCCGCGGGGGAGGAGAUCUACCAGCGGCCGAAGCCACCGCGACGCGUCGAGGAUGCAAAACUGCCGCCGUUAUCUCCGUCAAAAAACGCUUGGGACGGGAGUUCUGUCGGAGCGGGUAACCCUACGGCCAGCAACGGCGCUCCUGUCCCGAAAACUGACGGAUAUCAUGUAGGGGACCAGACCUGCCUUUGCGCAUCGCAGACUCAAGUCGACAUCGCCAAGUACGAGGAACAUUGCGACGACAUCAUUCCCUUAACGGAAACGACGUUCUUCAAUGAAAGAAUAGGCGAAUGUAUGGUGACGAACGGCUGCAGGGACUGCCCGUGCGAGACACGGAUCGAAAUUGAAGUUCCUGAGAACAGGUACAGAUUCUAUGGGCAUGUAGGUUCCUCUAAGGAGGAAGUCUCGGUACGAGGAACGAAGAUGACGCGAGACAAACGGUCUAUCACGGGCUCCUCUCAUCACCGGAGUUCUACGAGAAGUUCAAGGACGCGAUCGUGGAGCGUCGAUUAUCAUCGGGAGGACGAAGACAAGCUUCUCAACAACAGCAGGGCGCAGAACUGCUCCAGAACAAAACAGCUGAUGAAAGGUCUCUCGAAGAGCUGCGAUUCCAGCUCGAACGUACUGCCGUUGGUAGGUAAUAGACGUGGUCAUAUCAAGAUCGAGGACAGCGGCUACCUCAGCAGCACCGACAGCAAUGGCUCGCACAAGCGAUUGCUAAGACACGAGGUGAGCAGCGUGUCCGAGACUGACGAGACCGAAUCGGUGUGCGACGGCGCCAGCGAGAGCGGGGCCGAGAGCGUCGGCACCGACAGCGUGUUUUUCGGCAAUUUUCGCAAACUAUCAGAAAUCUCUAAGAGCGCCGAUUCGGGCGUAGAUGUAGAAAUGAAGAAUCCGUCAUAUUACCAGCCAUUAUUUGGCGCAAAGAUCGAGACCGCGGUGACUCUGGAAAGAACGAAUUUCAGCACGAGUGACAGUGAAACUGAGAGUCUCGUCACCGUAUUACCUCCUUGUAAUGGUCAAUGCAAGAAGUUGGUAUCGUAAGCUCUGUCAAAGUAUUCAAAUAUAGAAACAGAAGACGAUUCUCUCAGGGAUCUUCCGGUAAGAUCUGUACGAUAAGAACAACGGUUAUAAUAUCUUAGUACCAAUAUUUUGGUUUCUAUUUCAAUCGAGUAAGACAGUAAGUAAAGACUUUCAUAUAUCUUUAAAAUUAUAAUCUAAUAAUAUAUAUCUUUUACAAUAGAAUAUUCACAAAAUAAAUAAAAAUUUUUUCUAGGAGUAAUGACGGCACACAAAGAUAAAAUUAAUUAUUUAAUUUUUACUAUGAAUUAAUUUUUUUACUAUGAAUAAUUUUAAGAUUGUUAAGAACAUUUAAUAUCGUGAUAUAAAUCAUUUAUCGUAAAUAUAAAUCUUCUAUAUAUAGAAUUGUUAAAUCGCAAAAAAAACUUCUCAUUAAAAUUAUUUCUGCUUUUUAUUUAUUUUCUGUCGGUGUUAGAUUUAUAUUGUAGCAAUAUUAGAAUGUAAUGUAAUACUACUUUUAGUGUAAAUAGGAAUCAAAAAACGACUUGCCAUCGUAUUAAAUAGGGUAUCGAGUAUAGAGUUUAAUAUUGACGAUAAGAACGACGAUAGAGUAUAUUUCUCCUAUUACAUUUUCGAGAAUAAACUUUGAAAGAUUUAAAUUUACAAAAAAUUAAAUUAAGAAUUUUAAUAAAUCGAAAUGUCAGAUAAAUUUUAUAUCUUUGAAAAGAAGUUUUACGGCCAGUACAGAAAGGAGUUUUAUAAUUUACAAAUUUAUUAUUAAACAAGAUAGCAUGAUCAUAAUAGUUAUAUAAAUAUUACACACACAAAGCGCGCCAGGCGUGUUUAAAAGUUCGUUAAGCGGGUAAACAAUCUUCACACUAUAAAAGUAACAAUUGAAAGACUUCCGUGCACUAAAUACUUUUUUAUAUUAACAUAUUUUUAAGCUAAAUUAUACGCGGAAGUCCAAAAUUUAUAUUUAUGAGAAAACAUAUUUAGAUUAUUAUUUUAAAAAAUGACUACUUCUCAGUAUCAGUUUGAGAAUAAUUUAAAGAAAGAUGUAGAUCUUUCUAAAAGAGAAAUGUUUAUAUACAUUACUCAUAUUCAUAAAAUGAUUUUUCACAAAUGAUAUAUAAAUGUUAUGUAUUUAUUUAUAUUUAUUACUUUCUUAUUAAUUAAUAUACUAGAUAAGACAUGUGGAAUAAUUCCAUGAAGAACGUGAUAAUGUUUUUAUUGUAGGUAACGCUUAUUUAUGGAUUUUUCUUGAUUGACUACAAUAGUGCGAUCAAAAUUAUCGUAGCUGCAAUCGAAACGAUAUGUUAUACGCAUAUAAUCGGCCGGAAGUGCAAUAUUAGUCCGUAAUAAAAAAUACACGCACAGAUCAUAAAUUAAGCAAAUAGGAAGCACGAUAUAUUUUGCAUUAGAAUAGAGUUGUUAUUAUGAUAAUGAAUACUCAUAAAAUACGUAAAGCUUGUUUACACAGCAAUAAUGUUAACGCGAUAGAAAAAUAAUUAAUUAUUAAGACAUUAUUUUUUAUUAUGAAUGAUUUUAAAUAUCAUUUUCCACAUGUGCGUUUUUAAACCACCAUUUUAAAACAGUUAUUUAUAAAUGUACAAAAUAAUUUGUACAUACAUAAGUCGAGAGUAAUGAUAUCUUGCCAAAAAGGUAUUAAUAUCUUAUAUAUUUUUCUGAUAUUAUUAUAGAUGCUAUGGUAUUUAUAUGUUCCUUUUCUUAUUUCCUUGUAUUUCCAAUCAUUAAAAAUUGUUCUAGAAUUCUAGAUAAUUACUGCAGUUGUUACGAAAUAGUUGCGAGUACGACUGAGACACUUUUGCCGUCUCUCAUGAAUAGUCAAUUGAUAUACAGGAACAAAACAAUGUGUAAUGUAAUAUAUGAAAAUUGUAUGUAUCACGCAAUUUAUGAACUUAUCUUUAUAAUUUUAUUUCAUAAGAAUUCUUGUAUUUCAGGUUUAUAUAUCGUUUAUAUUUCAAUGAUUUUUGCAUAGAAUCGAAAUAAUAUAUUUUUUCAUGUUAUAUAUUAUUAUUUUGUUUGAAAGUUUUAUAUUUUUAAUAUUUAAUAAUUAUUUUAAAUUAAUAUAUUUCUAUCUACUUUUUAAAAUUGUUGUAACAUUAGAAGCGCACGCUUCCAUGUACCUGCCAAAUGUAAAUAUUCGAUAGAUCUUAAUAUAUACUGUUAAUUCACGUAUGCUAUUCAUUAUUUUGCGAUAUUUUGUUAUAUAUAUAAUAUACAUAUAUUUUAUGAAAUGUUUUAAUUGAAGUUAUAUCAUACAUGAAUAUACAUAUGCCGUUAUGAUCAUAAAUCUUUUCGCGAGCACAUGAACAAGAAAAAUAUGUAAUAUAUUUGUUAAUUCUUUUUUAUUUAAUAGUAUUAGAUUUGCAUCAAUUCAUCGUGUAACAAUGAUUUAAAUGUAACGAAAACGACAGUUAAGAUUCUAAUUUUUAUCGUUUAAGAAAAAUGACUUUGAAUUUAUUGAAAUUUUAUUAAAAUAUUAAUAAUUUUGUUCUUAUAUUUAUUUUAGCUAUUGUUUUAUAUAAUUGUAUUAUAUAUUUAUAAAUUAUUUUAUAUAGUUUAUUUUAUAUAGUUUAGUUUAGCCCAAAUUUUUUUUUACUUUUUGUUUUGUACUUUGUUCAAAUGCUCGUAAAACGAUCAUAACGUAGCAUAAAAGACUAUGGGAACAAAUCUUUAUAAUUACUCAGGCCACUUUGGCGUGAAUUGGUGUCGGUAGGUUUCGGGUGCAUCAAAAAAUGCUUCUCAGAAAACAAAAUUACAUAUUAUUGAAGAGAUUCGACAACAUAUUUGUUUAUAACGUAUCAAAUAAUUAAGAUUUUUUUUACAGCGUGACAAAACUUGUAGACAUUUCGCAGCGUUUAAUUGAAACGGUGUUAUUUUGUCCUAGUUACGAAAAGCAUCUCACAUUGUGAUUGUACAUACAUACAUACAUAUACAUAUAUAUAUAUAUAUAUUUGUAACAAUUCAUACUAUUUUAUUAAAAAAAAAAGACUUGACGGGAAAAAA
This is a messenger RNA of Monomorium pharaonis (pharaoh ant), 13838 nucleotides long. RefSeq lists its product as uncharacterized. The transcript is spliced from 11 exons. The record is from RefSeq and is a predicted model, not a curated record. The coding region runs from base 6639 to 10832 and encodes 1397 amino acids. Gene Ontology annotation, cellular component: cell cortex. Lineage: Eukaryota; Metazoa; Arthropoda; Insecta; Hymenoptera; Formicidae. Gene Ontology annotation, biological process: imaginal disc-derived wing hair organization.